AUGUUCACCAAUCUAGUUAGCAAUAUCCGAGAAAAGUUUGGCAAAAAGGAGGAUGAGGGAGGAAUAGGGCAACAACAACAACAUCGACCCAGUAUAAUGGUUGAACAAUCCACAGCCAAAAAUGAGAGUGGCCGCCUUUCAGUGGACGAACAAGCGAGUGAGGGUCUCUGGAGGCGAGCAAGUGAUGGCCAAUUGUAUGAUAAGAGCCGCUUAUCACCAACCAGGGCCCAACCCAUUCCAGUACAACAACGUCGACGAGCAACCUUUUAUGGCAUUUCGAAUGUAUCAGCCGACGAUUAUAUGCAAAAAGAUUUGAUUUCAGGCUCGUGGAGUUAA
This is a messenger RNA of Lichtheimia ornata, 336 nucleotides long. RefSeq lists its product as uncharacterized. The record is from RefSeq and is a predicted model, not a curated record. Bases 1 to 336 code for a protein of 111 amino acids. Lineage: Eukaryota; Fungi; Mucoromycota; Mucoromycetes; Mucorales; Lichtheimiaceae. The transcript has a single exon.